Messenger RNA from Pogona vitticeps (central bearded dragon), 1997 nucleotides. RefSeq lists its product as uncharacterized. The record is from RefSeq and is a predicted model, not a curated record. Lineage: Eukaryota; Metazoa; Chordata; Lepidosauria; Squamata; Agamidae.
UAGCUGUUUAUUUCGCCAUUGAGCCCAAGGAGGGGGUGCCUAGCUCUUCUUUUGCCCCACCCCGUUUAUCCAACCAGCCAGCCUGUGAGGUUGAACCCAAGACACCGUUGUGAUCAUAAUUAAUCUAAGCCCAUGAGUGAUCCAGGUGUUUCGAGGAGGGAUGACUCUUUGAGCAGCUGGCCUGUAGGAGAUGAUAUUCCCGGAAAAGGUUCCAACACUUUGAAACCCAAGGAUGUGCUAUUAUGUACUGAGAAGAUUUCUGGACUAGUGGAUGCAGAAUUUCUCUCCAACAGUUCCAGCCUGAAAAAAAGGGAGUGUUCUAAUUCUGAGACUGAUGGCUUUGGAGAUGACAUAAGAAGUCCUUCAGAGCAGGACAGCGUUGUCCAUUGUGCUGAAGGGCAACGUGGUCAGUCUCCCCAAAGACAGAAAGAUGAACAGUUGGUUUGCCAGUCAUCAGGAGCCAUCCCUCAGUUUAAUCCUGUUUCUGAGACAAUUUUAAAUCCAAAGAAACGGAAGCUGGUUCUGCACAUUGACCUGAACAACACCAUCCUGGUCUCGGAUGCUGUUACCAAUCAGGAUCCUAGAACGGCUCUCAAUUAUUAUCUGACUACUGUGACCUGGGGAAAGAUCAGCCCUGCAGGUGAGUGGCAGUGGCUCAGUGAGUCCCCCUCUUUGCUUCCUCCGUGCAACGGAGCUGUGAGUUUUUACUCCCAGUACGGCCGCAACACCACAUUCACUGACACAUCCCUGGGGCGGCAGUUUCGAGACCUUCACAGGCGCUACCUGCAGCUGCUGGAAUGGCAAGGCCAACCCCACCCGUUGCUCUCCAUUAAAGACAAGAAGGCCAAGCACUACCACUUAGUGCUGCCUUCCUUCUUCUGUCUCCUGGAGAGCCUGCACCAGGAAGGGAGGCAGUUUGCUGUGAUCUUGCGCACCUUUGGCACAGACCUGCCCCGUGUCCUGCAGGCGGUGCACUGCGCCCUGGAGGGGCAGCAUCCUAACUUCCCGGCUCUACGGGACAUCUCGUUGCCCAUCAACCCCCAGCCUGGAACAAUACGUUGCAGCAAGCGAAAAGUGGUGUUGACUCAUGGAAAAGAGAAAGUCUCCACUGAAGAUGGUGGUAGGAAAAUAUAUGCGUAUUUCAGCUCCAGGGAAGGUAUCUGUGGCUUCCAGGACCACUUUGAUUGGUGGGCCAGGAAUCAGUUCUCCAUCCGAGGUGGGAAGCCCCUUUGGAUUGACCCUCACGAUACAAGCGUCCACCACAUAUGUAUUGAUGACAACAUUCGACUGAAUGAUUCGGACACCAUUGUUCAUCCUCAGGUGUUUUCAGGGCCAGGAAGCUGCAGUGUCCGGACACCUCCAACCUCUGAGUUAUAUGGCAUGUGUCUGGUUCAAACAGACCUCCUGGAGGCCAUUGCUGAUGUGAACUAUUUCUGCAGCUGCAUAAAACAGUGUGAAGAGAACUAUGGGAGAUACUUGGCCAGGGCUGAAGAUUAUGUCUGAAGGGGUGUGUGUGUGAAGGAGGGGUCUCUUCGAAGUAGUGUUGGUGGGGUAAUCCCCUCCUGUGUGAUUUGGUGCUUGAGAGGGGAAAGAAGAGUCUGCUGUUGUAAGCUCCUUGGUUGCUGGAGAUCCUUACUAGGCUCCUUUCUGCAUCAUGUAUUUGCUUUUACUGUCCAGUCCCUGCUCUGUGUAGCAAAUUCCUGGUCCUCUCUGGGAACCAAGGCCCAGGAAAUGCUGUGUGUCAAUUUCUCUGGUGCCAUUUUAAGCUGCUGGGGAAAAGUGCUGUUUUGUUUUAUUUAAUUAUCAUUCAGAACUUGAGAUGUGGAUGGAGAGAAGCCUAUUGAGACCUCCUCGCAGCAUAGGUGGCAAAUUUUGCCUCAGGGUUUUCGAAUCCACUCCACAGCUGCCGCCACUCCUAGUGCUUAGUGUUGGUGCAGGUAAAACUACUAGUUUGUUACACGGUCCAUUUUUCAAAGCAUUAAAAUGGACUUCAUUGA